Molecule: messenger RNA, 6082 nt
Organism: Gambusia affinis (western mosquitofish)
Lineage: Eukaryota; Metazoa; Chordata; Actinopteri; Cyprinodontiformes; Poeciliidae
Exons: 7
Coding region: 85-2556 (823 amino acids)
Source: RefSeq, a predicted model, not a curated record
UAAUUCACCUGCAGUGGAAUAGCAUACGUCGAUACAUCCUCUCUCUCUCUGUUCUCUCUCUACCUAUCUCCAUCUCACACAAACAUGCGCCGUGGCCGUGAGUUUCAUAUGCGUUCCACCUCGCGCCAGCAAGUGGCCGCCUGGUUAUUCGCGCUGCAGUUGGGAAGAGGGAGAGACGAAUGCGCACACUGUGGCUGUCUGGAAAUGAUUUCGUUUUGGCUGCUUUGCUGGAAGCUGCUGAGAGCCACAGCUGGGUUUAAAAGGACAAUACCUGAACUGACGGACAGAAACCACGACAACAACCUCUCCUCCAACAACAAUCUUGCAGGUGACGUUUCUACACUUGCAUAUCCACGGACUCUGGUUGGCAUGGAGAUUAGUCCCUCAUGUACAGCAACUGACCUAGAGACGGAUAACGUUUUUAACUGUGGCAAUCAGGAGUCACAGGAACUCCCAGAUCCAAAAGUUCCAAAGGUGGAAGCAGUGGAAGAAAACAAAAAUGAGGAAAGAGAUGAAUGUGACUACCUUUAUUUUAAAACUGAAGAGGAGAAGGGAAGGGAAAUACAGAAUGACAGUGAACGAGAGGAGGAAGAAAAUGGUGGGAGAGUAGAAACUAAAGGAGAAGAUGAAAGAAGACAGGAAGUGGAUGGACAGGAUGAUGGAAGAGUAGACCUAGAAGAAGAUAUUCAACAAGGAAGAAACAUAGUUGAGCACAGAGGGAGAGUAGAGGGGGAAGAUACAAAAAAAAAAGAAUCAGAAAAUUAUACUCUGGGGAAUAGACAAAUAGAAGGGGCAGACAAAGGUAGAGAAGGCACAGAUAAAGUAAAUAUAUGGAUAACAGGAAGUCUGGGAAAAAUUAAGCGAGAUGCUUCAUCAGAUCAGAUUUUCGUUAAUGAAAAUCCACAAAGUUUGUUGUCUGAGCCCUCAGGUACCACUUCAGAUCCACCAGAAUCCACACUACAGGAGGCCUGGAGACAUGACUUAGACCACAGAGAUGAUCUCAGUGAAAGCCACCUCAGUGACUGCCUCAAAGCAGAGCUGGCUGUUGUGUACUCAAACAGUGAUGUUGGGGAGGACCAAUGGCUAGCCUUAGCUCGCUGUGAUGAGACAGACCAUUCAAAAGAAAACAGAGAUUAUGCUGAUGACACGUGCAUUGCACAGAGCAUGGAUGAUGAAGUGGAAGAAGUACAAACUGAAGUGUUGAAGUUGGAAGGAGAGGUGGAUAAGCAAAAUGAGAAGAGUAAAGUCAUGGUCAGUGAAGAACAGAUGAAGUCAAGAAGAGAUCUUUUCCUGCACUCUCCUUUGGUGAUCUCCACAGCCAGCUCAACCGACCCUGAUAAGAGGAUUCCUUUAGAUUUCUAUGUGCAACAGGAGACCUUCAGUGAGAAUGUCUCUACUGAGCACGUGGACUUUUUGGUUGCUCGCCAGCAGUGGAAGAAGAUGGAAGAGGAGGUCAAAGGUCUGCCCAUCCCCAAACCAGGACUGGGAGCUAAGGGGAGCUUCCAAGGCACCCAUUCUUCUUUGUACCCCCCAACACGAAGCCCCCGUCUCAAACAAAGGGAAAUUCAACCCCCCAUAUCCAAAGAACCUCCUCUGUCCUUCACCCUGUCCCCCGGUUCUGAGGACUCAGGCUUGGAUGACUCUUCAUUUCGCAGCGCUCUGGAAGAACCGGAAAAUUCUGUGGAGAGGGAGAUCCGACUGACAUUAGAAAGAGAAGAACAGCACCGAAGGGAGAGGGGAAUGAUUGCUCAGGGCCUGACGAUACCCAGUCUAUACAACCUAGGGACAGAAGGAUCUGUGCCCAGACCUCCAGUCUUCCAUACCCCUACUCUGUCCAUCUCUCCAUCCCCCUCCUGCUCAUCCUCUCUCCCCCGAUCAAUGUAUCAUGAAAUGACAGCCAAAAACGUAAUCAUUCUUGAACCCGACUCCUCUGGCUCCAGCUCCAGGAACUACCUACUCUCCACUGCUAACAGUGGCCUCUCUGAUUGGUCUCCCAGUCUUGAUGUGGCACCCUCAGAAAACGUCAUUGUGGUGGAGACCUCCAAUUUGAUCAUUCGCAGUGCUUCUGAGUUUUGCCUGAGCUCUGGGCCUCCGCCUGUAGAGACACAAGAGAGUACUUUCGCUUCUAAUCCAUUCUUCAAGUUGCGUUCCAUCAGCAGUCAGUCUCUAGUGGAGCAAGAGAUCAAGAUGGUGAGACAGAGAGAAGAGGAGUGGAGGAAACAAAGGGAGGAACUGUGGCAAAGAAAACAAGAGGAACAGUGGAGGACAGGGAGAGGGCGGUAUGACACUGUCCUGGUGUCACCAAGCCUAAACGAGAACAUCACUUUCAGUGUGCCAGUGGUUCCAGAGAGAUCUGUUUCCUCCCCAUCAUCGCCUUCCAGACCACGGAAAAUGGAACGCUCUAGUUUGUCUUGUGACCACAAGCUAAAAUUCCCCCUCCUUCCAGUUUUCCCUUUCCCAGUCUUCAGUUCCACGUCGUCAGAAAGUCCUGGCACAGCGGUGGGAGGCCUCACUCUCAGCCAAUCAGAAGAAGGAGUAAAUGGAAAGAAUUUUUAACUUUUUCAAAGCCAUGAUGGAAUCAUACAUUGUUUAUCUUUGUUGCACCCAUUAGGGCAAAACGAUCUUGUCUACCAGUAAGAUUUGUUUAAAAAAAUAUAGAAAUGUACCUGUUUUUGCUUUCCCUAAAGACUGUUUAGAAAGUGCUUGUAACAUUGUGUUUUGCUGGAUGAUGUAUGACAUACUGUUCAGUUCUUUUUCUUUUUGACAUACUGGCCUGUUCAGAUCUCUAAGAUUUCCACAGAGCCGGCCUAAGGUUGUAUAAUGCACCAAAUAACAUUCAAUUUGGCUACUCUUUGGGGACUGCCUAGAAAUUUGUUAAAAUAAAUAAAUCACAGCAAUUAUGAAAACUGUGCAGAAUUUCUGCUAAUGUGUAGAUUUUUUUUAAAAAACAUUAAUGUCAAAACAAAUAAAAAGAAAUUUAACGGAAAACAGACAUAAUUUGAAAAUGUACUAAAUCAUAUAUGUAGCUUAAAAAUAAAAUUGUGUUUUAAAACUGAAUUUCUGGAGUCAUGUAUGUCCCUUAGUUUAUGUUAAGAAAAAUUCCAAAAAAAAAGUGACUAACUAAAUAAAAAAAGUUUAAUGUAUUUACUUAAUUUUAUAUAUGGACUUAUACAUUUUUUUCUUAUUUGUCUGACUUUUAUGUUUUUAAUAUCUUCCUUUAAUUAGCAAAAAGGUCAUACGGAUCAGUUCAGAAAAUGGCAUGUUAAACAAUAAAAAGAGGGCAGAAAAUACAGAAACUUCAAAAAGGUAUCCAAGUUUCAAUCUUUGUCCAAUUCAACAGGAUUAUUGAAUUCUUGAAAACUGCAACCUGGUUUGAUCAAAUACUGUAUGAACUACAGCUGAUAAAGCUUGUGCCAGUCUUACAAACCACAUGACAGAAGAUGUUGGAAAACAUAAUCUAACAAGCUAGUUGGUUGAUUAAAAAAAAGAAGAAAAACACAUCUCCUGUUAAAGCAAACACAGUUUGAUCAUAUAUAUUUUAACAAUAAGCCCAAAUUUCAUUAACAUGCAUGAAAAAACCCCAAAACAAAAAGUGUGUGUUGUUUGAAUCAGCCACUCCAUAUGAGUUAUAGUGAUAGCACUUUUGCAUGGUUAACAGAUUUAAGAUUUUUGAAAGUUUUAAGAUGAAUUCUAGUUCUGAGAGGUAAAUACUCACUGAGAAGAGAACAGGACUGAUGUAAAAGAAAACUUCUUCUUAGAAAAAGUAAGUAAUUAUUACUUACCUCCAAAACUGUGUUCUCAGAGGGACCAAUCUAGAGUAGAGGGCCUAAUCGGCUACUUAAUUUGCUUCUGCCUGUGGCCGGCUCUGUAUUUCUCUACUGGUUUUAGCUAUAAACUUGUCUAACUUCAAAUAUUCUACAUUAUGCUACCUUGUGUUUUUCUUCUUUUUAAUUGCCACAAACCCUUACGUAACCUGUGUUAUGGAUUAUAAAACCUGUCCAUCAUGUAUUUAUUCAGUUUAUUGAACAUAAUUCACUGUAAUACAAUUUUUAGUUGUUACUGUAAUAGCUACAUUUUUUCAUCUAAAGUACAUUUUCUGCGAAGAAACUUUGCAGAAACUUUAUUAGCAGAAAGAAACUUAAUUUUUGAAAACCGUUGCAUUUCAAGUGUAAGGCUUUGAAAAUCACUGUCUGGAUGAAGUACUCACAUGCUAAAGUCACUGAUUAAUGGUUUUUUCCUCAUUUAAUUUCUUGCCACUCAGAUACCUCUUUCCUGAGACCUGACCUAAAGCAUGUCCAAAUUUUAGGACUGUUUUUGUUUCAUAGCAGUGUUUUCUCAUGAGCAUAAUUAGAAUAACAAUGGGUUCAGUUGUAAGCUAACAAGGCUCUUCAAAUGUUUGUCAAAAUUGAUGCUUCAGGUUCAGGAUGCGAGCGUCAGCAGAAGCAAAUAAAAGGAGGUUAAAAAACGAAUUCUGAUGAUAGUUGAGUUAAUCCCGCAAUAAAAUUUGCAGCCUGUUCAAACUGUGUCCAUCUGUGGCUCUACAAAGUGAGCAAGUAUUUAAAGAAACCAGUAUUCUAACAAAUAGCUCUACUGAAGAUUUGUACAGAUUUUUUUUUAUUUCCUACUGGGUUCCUGUAAAAGAGAAUUAGUGUAUUUUUGAUGCAUAUAUUUAUUAACUGAACAAUACUUAGAAAUGCUGAAAUCCUUUUCAGUUGUAAAAGUCUUGCCUUAGCAAUGAGGUUUAACAAUGUGAGGUCCUGUUUAUUUUUAGGAAACUCUAAUGUGUGGUGUGUACAUGUUUCCAUCUGGUCACUAUCUUACUUUAGUUUAGUUUCUGCAUUAAAUCUCUGCAAGCUUAUCCAAUAGUUUCUGCAAAGAUCUCAAGUCUGAAGUUUAAAGGUGUAAUGAGAUCAGUAGUGAUCACCACCAGGAUGUUUCAAUCUGGAGAGACUCAGACAGAGAAAAUGAACAGCGAUUAAAAAGGUUUAUUGACAGACAUGAAUUUAAAGUUCUUUGGCGCUCGGGCCCCGGCUGUGGUCAUCAAGCUGUGAAUUGCAAUAAGCUCGGAUGAGCAUUCCCGAUGUAGGAUAGGAAUGUCAUCCCCCCGGGACCCGACCCUGGUGGUGGAGGUCGGAGAAGGAUGCGAGCUUGAGGAUCCGGGCGAGGGAAGGUGGAGGGGUGGAGGAGGGUUGAGCGCGGUUGGGAUGCGGAAGACGCCAUGGAUGGAGGUCCUUUUCAGCUGGGCCUUGGAAGGCGAUUGGACGUGACGUGGCUUGGUCCAGCGUUGAUAGGACAGCGGUGAUGGGCGGGAUGCUCCGAUAGGACGAGCCAGGUGGGGCUAAAGAGUCUUCCAGUUUGAAUUUGCGCCCAGGCUUCAUAAUAAAAUAGUGAUGGGUUGAUCAGUGCAGCUGUUUUAGUUCAGCAUUCAUGCUCUUGCCAUUACUACGUUAAAUAUCAAGAUUUAGUUACAAACGAUUAACACACAUCCCAUAUGAUAUUUUCAAUUCAGACAGAACAGACAUUGUAAAUUAGAACAGAUUAAAACUUCUAUCUAAUAUGCUCAAGAUUUUCUUAUUAGUUUUCUGCUUAUUUUGGCUAGAAUGAACUAGAAACAUUUUAAAAUGAGUAUAUGUGACCUACACACUUUUAGGAAUUUGGUCUAAUAUGAAGAACUCUACUAAUUAGACUAAUUUUGAUUAAAUCAUGAAUAUUACAUCUAACUUAAAAUGCUCUACUGAUUAGUCUAUCUAUUCCAGGGGUUCCCAAACUUUACCAUGCCAAGGCCCCCUACACCAGUACAUUUUCAGCUGAGGCCCCCCUCAUAUGAAACAUGCGUAAACACUUGUGUGUAAGCUACAGCGACAGAAUUAAAAAAUGAGUGAACAAACCAUCUAAAUAAAAACGUUAUUUUGUAAAGAUGAAGUCACAAUUAUAUUUUAUUAAUCUUUAAUUCAUUGCUCUUUUCCUCACUGAAAUGAUUUAUUAAGUGUACUAGAACAACUUGCCUUGAGAGUCAGUUAUUAUUAUUGCCAAAUGAAAAAAACGUUUGUCUCAUGAUAACAUGUUCAAUAAAGUGUUCAAC